AUGUCGCGCGAUUCUACCUUCACCUAUCUGCAUCUGCACGCAUCCAACCACGCUGAUCUGCUCGAGGACUUCACACGCGUCAAACUGCCAACCGAGGAGAUCAAUGUCGCGCCGCAGCAUCAGCCUCUCAAUCCCGACGAUGAAGACGACGUGGUUCCCGACCAGCACGCCGCGUUUGGCAUUCAGCGGGCGCAACAGAAGUCUCGCGAACCGGCGUGGAGGGAUCUAGGAUUGGACAGGUUGAUGACCGCUGGUCCACCUCCAAAGCAAGGCCAGGCGAGUGCCGGCGCGGUGCUGGGCAGCAGUGCGAGUCGCGUGUUGAGAUGA
Molecule: messenger RNA, 327 nt
Organism: Ramularia collo-cygni
Lineage: Eukaryota; Fungi; Ascomycota; Dothideomycetes; Mycosphaerellales; Mycosphaerellaceae
Exons: 2
Coding region: 1-327 (108 amino acids)
Biological process (GO): positive regulation of mitotic metaphase/anaphase transition
Cellular component (GO): anaphase-promoting complex
Source: RefSeq, a predicted model, not a curated record